AUGGCUUCCCAAGGGAACGGAUCGCAGGCUUUGUUGAUCGGCUAUCUCGAUACAAACCAUACAUCUUCCCUCGAAGCAUCCUGGGUUACACGGCCCACGCCGUGGCCUUUCGUCGCGGCCAGUGUCAGUCUAUCCAUUCUCCUGGGAUUCCUCGGUGUCCAAACCUCCUACAAAUCGUGGGAAUCGUUGAGGCAAAUCAAAUCAGGCGGCAGUGUGAUUUCGAUGAAUGAUAUUGGUUACCAACCCGUCAGACAAACAUCCUCCCACGAACAGCAGCACAGAAGAUGGACUUCGGCCUCAAGCUCGAAUGAUUUUUCAACCACGAGGACGUUGAUCGAGAACGACGCGAUGAGCACAUUCGUAAAUGAUCAACGCCGGGCGAGUAGCUCUACAUAUACCCGACAUAGUGACUCCAACAUGCAUGGUGGUUUAGGGAAAUUUGCACUCACCACAACGGCGAUUGGCAUCACAUGGUCGACGAUACGAGCAUCUUUGACUCUGGCACUCAUGAUUCAGAUCGUGAUGGGCGAGAAACAUACCUACCCAGGCAUUGCCAGCCUCGUGAUCAUGUUCACUUCGGUCCAGACAUACAUGGGAAGCCGAGCAAUGCCACGCAUCUUGUACCUUCUGAUCGCCAUCGAUCUACUCAUGAUAUACGGAUGUAUCGUGCUGGCCAUAUUCUCCUUCCUACAAGACAAGAAAACCUCAUACCAAGAAUUCGCCGUGCUUGGCGGAAACUGCCCAUGUCUGCUCGGGUUCAAGACAGGCCACGACAUGAAGACGUGCGCCGAAUUCCCAAGCCCUCCGGCCUUCGUCGGCUGCGACACCCAAUACCUCUGGGCCAACAACACCAACCACGCCACAAACAUGACGGCCACCUAUCCCAAGUCCUGCCUCCUCUCCGACCACAACGACGGCAGCGACAGCGACCUCAACCCCAACCUCAUGACGUACCUCGUCCUGGCGGAGAUCGUCGUCGGCGGCGUCGGCCUGCUCUACGGCCUGAUCGUCCUGGGCAUCGCGUCGCGCUGGAUCCCACGCGCGCUGUCCCACCCGAGAGAACUCUUCGUCUCGUUCCCGCUCAUCGCCCCGCCUCGACAGUCCAACAAACGUCCAGGGCCCAACCCGACCGACCCGUACAAUCAGCGCCCAAAACACCACAACAUGCCCACCCGCGCCGUCGGCAUGACCGUCCUCGCCUUCGUCGCCAUGCUGGCCUUCGCCACCAUCACCAUCGUCGUGCACGUGCUAGACGAAACCCGCCCCAUCCGUCUGUUCUACAUGGACAGCGUGGGCCCACGGCUCGACGGCGCGGGCAGCAUCGGGGGUAAUAAUGUCGUUGAUGUUGGGGGUGGCAAUCUCGACUUGGGAGCGAGUUGGUCGGAUUGUUUUGUUGUCGAUACACCGUACUGGGCCGAUGGCGGGUUCAAAGAUUGGUGGGCUUUGCAUAAAAGUAAUCUUUUGAGGGCCAUUGCGUUGGUUUGA
Molecule: messenger RNA, 1485 nt
Organism: Exophiala bonariae
Lineage: Eukaryota; Fungi; Ascomycota; Eurotiomycetes; Chaetothyriales; Herpotrichiellaceae
Exons: 1
Coding region: 1-1485 (494 amino acids)
Source: RefSeq, a predicted model, not a curated record